Messenger RNA from Ochotona curzoniae (black-lipped pika), 1761 nucleotides. It is a transcript of the gene RGS11, whose product is annotated as regulator of G protein signaling 11. Lineage: Eukaryota; Metazoa; Chordata; Mammalia; Lagomorpha; Ochotonidae. The record is from RefSeq and is a predicted model, not a curated record. Gene Ontology annotation, biological process: regulation of G protein-coupled receptor signaling pathway; intracellular signal transduction; G protein-coupled receptor signaling pathway. Bases 1 to 1323 code for a protein of 440 amino acids. The transcript is spliced from 16 exons.
AUGGAGCGGGUGGUCGUGAGCAUGCAGGACCCGGAUCAGGGCGUGAAGAUGCGAAGCCAGCGGCUCCUCGUCAGUGUCAUCCCUCACGCCGUGACGGGUGGCGACGUGGUGCAGUGGCUGACCCAGAAGUUCUGCAUCUCGGACGAGGAGGCGCUGCACCUGGGCAUGCUGCUGGUGCAGCACGGGUAUCUGUAUCCGCUGCGGGACCUCCGCAGUCUGGUGCUGCGGCCGGAUGAUACACCCUACAGGUUCCAGACACCCUACUUCUGGGCGAGCACUGUGUGGCCAGCUGCUGAGUUGGACUACGCCAUCUACUUGACCAAGAAGCGCAUCCACAAACAGGGCACUCUGGGGGAUCACGAGAAGGAGCACUAUGACCAGCUGCGGCACAAGAUCGGCCAUACCUGGGACCUGGUGCUCAUGCAAGCCAGGGAGCAGCUGAGGGCUGCCAGGCAGCGCCGCCGAGCAGACAGGCUGGUCAUCGCGUGCCAGGAGCAGACCUACUGGCUGGUAAACCGGCCCCCGCCAGGGGUCCCUCAUGUGCUGGAGCAAGGUCCAGAGAGGAGCUUGUGUGCCCCCAGCCGCCUGCACAUGUGCAAGAGCCUGCAGUUCUACAAGUGGGAGAUCGAGUACGCCAGGAGGGCGCUGGGCAGGAGCCGGCUCAAGUCCUCCGACUGCCUUGAGGCGUACCUCAAGUUCAGCGGUCAGCGUGGGUCCCACGACCCCAUUCUGUCCGGAUGCCUGCCCAGCAACCCCUGGGUCACAGAUGACGAGGCCUAUUGGGCUGUGAAUGCGCCCACGGUGCCCACGCCGACGCGCCUUCGUGUGGAGCGCUGGGCCUUCAGCUUCCGCGAGCUCCUGGACGACCCUGUGGGCCGGGCGCACUUCCUGGACUUCCUGGAGAAAGAGUUCAGUGCCGAGAACCUCAGCUUUUGGGAAGCCUGUGAGGAGCUGCGUUACGGAGGGCAGGCCCAGAUCCCCGCCCUGGUGGACACCGUGUAUCAGCAGUUCCUGGCCCCCGGGGCUGCCCACUGGGUCAACAUCGACAGCCGCACGAUGGAGCGCACGCUGGCGGGCCUGAGCCAGCCACACCGCUACGUGCUGGACGACGCGCAGCUGCACAUCUACACGCUCAUGAAGAAGGACUCCUACCCGAGGUUCCUAAAGUCGGACCUGUACAAGGGCCUGCUGGCCGAGGCUACGGUCCCUGCAGAGACCAAGAGGCGGGUGUUCCUGUUCCUGCGGAAGCCGUGGCACCCCAGCCCCCGCCCCACAUUCCUUCCCGUUCUGGGGGAGCCCACGGCUGGCCACCAGGAGGCCUAGCAGACCAGUCAGCUCCCAGCCCCUGGUUGCCCCAUACCCUCCUCAGCCCAGGGUUCCUGCAGCUGCUGAUCACCUGCUGCCCUGUGCCCGCUCACUGUGCAGCCCUCCAAAGCAAGCCUGGCUCAGGAUGGAGGGCUCUGACAACAAGGCUGGGCGAGACUGGAGGCCCCCUGGAACCGCCUGCAUCCUGGUGUUCUCCAGGGCAGCACUGGGCUCCAGACGUCUCCCAGAAGUCCCUUCUAGCAGUUAACCCCUGGAAGGUCCCAAUCAGCCCAUCAGGUCCAGGAGUGGGCACAACCCUGCCCUAUGGGACUCCUGGGAGCCCCCAUUCUAUGGAGGCCACCCUGGGCUUAGUGUUUUUGGGGUACAAGCUGUGGCUCAUGAGUAAUUGCGCUGGGGGGGUCUCCCUGACAUAGGGUGAAUGCACAGCUGGUUCCU